GUCGACUGUUUGUGUUCUUGGAUAUUUGUCCAAACAGGAGUUCAGAAGCACAGUGUGUGUGUCCAUUAAAUGACCAUGGAGACACACUGGUACACACUUGGUGUUGUGACUCUACUGAGUCUAUGUGUGCAUUCUUAUGCACUGUUUGCCAAACACGAUGAGCCCCCUCCAAAACCAGGACAAUGCCCAAACACGCUUUACACUUUUCCAUCACGUUUGGGAUGUUCCAGUGACCAAGACUGUGAAGAUUAUGAAAAAUGCUGCACCUAUAACUGUGGGUCUGUUUGUGUUGCCCCUCAUUACAUAAAAGCUUUGUGUCCUGACUCGAGUGGGACCGGCACGUGUGAGCAAGAGUGUGAAUGUGACGACGACUGCAAGCGUGGUAAAAAAUGCUGCUUUAAUGGAUGCGCAAAAGAGUGCAUGCCACCAAAAAUAGUGAAGCCGGGGUUUUGCGGUUUCCCAACCUUCUCUCCGUGUGGAGUAACCUGCCUGGAUGAUGGUUAUUGUUCAGGGGAUGACAAGUGCUGCCCAUCUUUCUGUGGUCAUUUCUGCAGGAUACCCAUGUGAUCACACAUAUAUUGUAAAUUAGCAAAAAUAAUACAAUAAAUGGUUUAUUUUUCUCUUGUUA
Molecule: messenger RNA, 628 nt
Organism: Nothobranchius furzeri (turquoise killifish)
Lineage: Eukaryota; Metazoa; Chordata; Actinopteri; Cyprinodontiformes; Nothobranchiidae
Gene: wfdc2
Product: WAP four-disulfide core domain 2
Cellular component (GO): extracellular region
Molecular function (GO): serine-type endopeptidase inhibitor activity
Source: RefSeq, a predicted model, not a curated record